CUGCCUCUGCCGUUUUCCACUGUCAGUGCUUCGGCCUCUGCCUCUACCGCUGGCCACUGUCACUAGCUCUGCUUUGGACUCCUCUCUUCUGCUGCUUCCUCUGCCACUGUUUCUCUCUACGUUUAUUACUACAGGCGCCUCUACUACUCUCUCUUUGCCUUUGCUGCGCUCUCUGCCUCUGUCGCAGUCUCUGCCCUCCAUGCCGUUGGCAUAUACUGGUCUGUUUAUGAAUCGAGUUUUGUUCUGCUUGUGAUAAUUACCCGCACGUCACAUUUGGACCCUAAAAUAAGAUAUGCGGAAACACAGGUGGCUAGCGUAACCGAACCUUCUCUCUGCCGUUCUCUCUACGUCUCUCCUUCACUCACACGCUGAACUUUGCAAUGACCCUUCCGAUUGGAGUUCCAAUUUAAGAAGGAAGUAAAUACGAUUGUUAUUGAAAAGCUGGCAUUUUUUGCGAACCAUCCAAGUAGAAACUACGUGCAAAUAACAAAAUAUAUAUAUUAAAAAAAUUUUAAAUAUAACAUUAUUAAGUCUUUUAUCCAUUCCAUUUAAAUUCAAAAUCUGUAUUACAGUAGGUGCUAAUUGGUGGAGAGAACCGAGAUAUAAGAUCAAAUAUUCUAGUUUAGUAAACCUUUUUUAUUACGACUGGGCUGUCAUCUGUCUAAUGUAAACCUAAAGCCAAAAUCUCGAAAAAUAGCAAGCCAUGCCACAAGCACAUAUCAAAGCUAUUUGAGAAAUACAAAUCGUACAAUUUGAUGAAAAAUGGAUUAUUUGGAUCUAGACUCUUUUCGUUCCAGAUAUAGCGAUAUAACGGUCACAGCUGUGCCCGCCAAGCCACAAGCUGUGGAGGAACAAGAAACUCUACCAGAUUGUUGCGAUGUAGCUGGAGGAGGCGGAGCGGAAAUGAUGCCGGCUGACCGCGUGGAAAUCUUUCCAAUAAGCAUGUCAAGUGCGCCAGGCAAUUCGAUGGUGAUGCAACAGCAGCACCCCCAUCAACUGGAGGAGCAGCAGUUAAAGUUAAACCAGGAGGCUGCGGCCUAUUCAAAUGAAUAUCAACAGGUGUUGGCCAAGCUGGAGUACACGAAGUAUGUGCAGGCGCAGCUGCAGCUGAUGUCCAACAACAAUGGAUUUGGAGAGCUGUUCUAUGGCCUGCCAGGCAAUCAAAUCCAAGUGCCCAGCAACGAAGCCGACAACUCUGGGAACAGCGGCAAUAUUGUGGACACCUAUGACAAUCUGUUGAGAGUCAUUGCGGAAAUGCAUAGGAAUCUGGGUCCGACGGCAAUUGGUUUGCGUGCUCCAAAGGAGCGUUUGUUGCGUGACAUCGCACAUGCACGCGUCCUAGUCAGGGAAUGCAUUCUAAUGCUAAUGCGCGACCAUCGACAUCAGCAGCCGCUCCAGCUACCGAACGACGAGUGACGUCACAAUACGAUGUGUUAAUUGCCUGACUUUGUUUUCACAGUGUGUGACAUAAUAAAAGAACAAAACAGCAACAA
This is a messenger RNA of Drosophila mojavensis, 1493 nucleotides long. RefSeq lists its product as uncharacterized. The transcript has a single exon. NCBI's taxonomy places the organism in Eukaryota, Metazoa, Arthropoda, Insecta, Diptera, Drosophilidae. The record is from RefSeq and is a predicted model, not a curated record. Gene Ontology annotation, cellular component: cytoplasm; nucleus. The coding region runs from base 763 to 1416 and encodes 217 amino acids.